AGUUGAUCCUACUUUUCACCGGUCCUCGGCGUCGCGACGCUCCGCUCGCUCAGUGAAUCCUUCUCCUUCGCAGUGAUUGUGCCGUCUCUCCGCCGCUACUCCGGGCCCCAGUUAUUGUUUACGUCCAGCUUCAGUUUUACUUUUCUCGCGUUUUAUUGAUUUUCCCCCCGCCGGCCCGCGGUUCAGUUACGCUCGAUCCGCUUCCACGUUGUUCUUGGUGCUCGUCGGCUUGACGCCCGGAUCCUAAUAGUGUUGUGCGGAAGUCCUUGCAGCUCUUCUUCCUCGGUGUUUCGUACUACUCUCGAAUGGAACUAGUUUAUUGGAGCGUCUGAUUUUCCUCAGAAUCCAUGAUGAAAAACCCAGAUUCUCAAAAGAGAUGAUGGCGGCAUGUGAAAGAACCUCAAGAGGAAAGGAGGUCUCGAUGACCGGGCAGUGGAAGUCUUUAUGGAUUUUUUCGUUAUUUUUCUCUAAUAUUUUAAAUCAAAUAACAAGCGCUGUCGCAGUCUACAAUGACUUCGAGGACUCGAACGAAGAUGAUUGGAGGCCUGUUUUCCACGACGUCGCUCCAUCACCUCACAGCCCUCGGCGAUACCCGUUAUUUAGUCAAGUUUACACUGUUCCCUCUGCAGCAUUGCGACCCGCUGCGACGAAGAAAGCCUAUCUCCAGGUCCUUUCGAACGCCAACAAAGUCGAGUCGUACUCUCCGCCGAGCAUCCUAGGGCCUUUGAGCGACUUCGGUCAUUCUACGGUGAAAGCUAAAAGGCCCAUCGUUCUAAACAAAACUAACGGUGCAAGUUUACCAUCAGUCAAUCAAAAUAUCUACGAACAAGCAAUUUCAACUCAAAAUCAACACCUCAAAGCACCCGUGAGGUACGAGAACCUGGGGUACUCUGCUGCCCUGCUACCUCCUCCGGUGCUGCCCUCUGCGACCCCGUAUCGACCAGACUCGCAAGAAGCCGACACUCAAGAAUCCGUAAAUCAACAGUACCAGUCCUACAGAGAUGCUGCAUUCCUGCUGAAGACUGUAAGACCGCCUCCUCCGGUCGAGCACAGUUACAGAUUCGGAUCCGCGUCGUCAGGUGCGCAAAACUCAUUCUUCUUCUCGAACAAUGUUCCCCAGCAGUCGCAAGGGCUGAGUGCGUACCAUAUACCCUCCAAGGACAAUCAAAAAAGCCAAGCAGCCAACUACAACAGCCCGUUCCUAAUCGGCGGUCAGUCUCCUUACGGACCUCCGAGUCCGGUAUACCCGGUUGUCGUCAGACCUGCCGUCUCGACGAUCCAUCAUCAGAAUCUAGGCGAACAGUACGUUAUCCGGCCUCAGAGUCACGUCAAGAACACCGAGGAAGUGGUGCUCAAACGCCGCCCGGUUACUUUGUACAGUGGCGACGUGAACGGGAACAAGAACCUCUUGUCACCCGAGGUUCUCGGCAACGCGAAGCGGCCUGACAACACGGAGGCGCCCCUCACUCCAACCAAAAGCCCCGGCAAGCAGGUCUUCGAUCAGCUGGCUCACUAUGCCAGACCGUUCCAAUCCAACAACCAUCGCGAAAAAGACGAGCAGGGGAAGCCCUUUGCGUCAAGUCACCAGUUCAACGCUCCCAACGGGCAGAGACCCAAUUGGGGGAACCCUAGCAAACAAAAGACAAAGGGGCAAGUCUUCGGACUGGGAACGAUCGGGGCCAAUUCCCAAUCGCAUACGUACGAGCCGGAAAAACCGUAUGCCGCGCAGUCACAGGCUCCGUCCGUAUAUCCGGUUUCCGUGACCACAGUUGACGUUUCCGCGGGUUCCCCUGACCCCGUGACCUUCGUGCCAUAUACCGACUCGCAGAAAGACAGUUUCAGACCCAGUCAUUACUACUACCAAAGCACCACUGUCCGCCCGCAGCCGUCGGACAACCACAACUACAACUUCAAUAAAAAUAACGUUUUUUCAACGUCCAGCUCCCAUAUCAACGUGGUCAGCGAGGAGGACGAUUACCCGCCGGCUUUUCUGCCGACCCCGACGUCCGAUCUCCGACCGUUCACAUUCCACUCCGGGAACGGACAAGCCGUGUCCGGAUACACUUUGGAGAGCUCGUUCCCCAAAGGCAAGCACAAGUACGCCCAGGAGCUGCAAGAGAACAACUCGCAGGUGGAUGCGGUAACGAAAGUGCCGGAGUCUCACAGGCGCCGCAGACCAACAGCCGCUACCAAAGCCCCUCUGCAAUACACCGAAGAGCAGUUCACUCCGCCAGCGACUGCGACGGAUUACCCGCAGACCGAUCAGCAAGACACAGAGGCUCCGACCGUCAUCACGUACACGGAGCAAACGACCACCGCUCGAUCUCGCAGACGCAAACCGACCCACAGGUACAAGGUCAAGCCGUCGCAGGAAGAAAUUCCCUCCAUCAAUUUCAACCACGAGAUCAGCAAUAGUGAUUUCAACGGGCAGAACAUCUUCACACAGUUCGUAGACUACACGACCAAUCCCCCAGACGUCAACAACAACCUCGGGAGUAAAAAUCACGUGUCCCAUAAUAACGACAACGGCAAUCAGAACUACCCGUCUGCGGACGGUGGCAACGCCGGUGGCGGAUAUGAAGACGGAGGCAAUGACGAGGACGACGGUGCCAACUACCCGAAUAACGUGAGGCAGAACGAGGUGGAGCCCUCGACCACGACGACAACGACGGCAGCCCCCACCGCUAACUCGAGGAUCAGGAAUCGGUUCAAGUUCGGAAACAACACGCGACCGAGGUUCAGCGUGAAGGACUACAAGGAGAAACUGAAAGUCUCGUCUACGUCGGCUCCGGAAACGAACGACCCUUCGGACGACAUGAACGAGAGGAAAGAAAUCCUGAAGACGAGAUUCUCGACGAGGAACAAGCUUGCGAGUAAGCCGGACACGAGCUCGAAGAACGCUACCGACAGCGACACGAAGGCAGACUCUCCGUCGAAGAAGUAUAAACCCAGAACGAGGCCGAAUCGCUUCAGAACGACCUCGACGCAGUCCGCUCUCGAGGCGUUGACGACGACCACCACGACGGAGCGGCCAGCGUUUAAACCUAGCAGCACGCCCAGUCGAUACAAAAAUGGUGUCAGUAAGUACUACAGUAGGUACAGAACGUCAACCGAAGCUCCCUCCUCCAAUGGCAGUUCGGACACCCAGCCGGCGGCCUCAACCAAAAGCCCUGUCAAACUGAAGGGAGUGUUUUCGGCCAAGAGGCGUCCGUUCCCGGUGAAAGGAGGCACCGCCAAUACGGAGGACUUAAAGACUGAUGAGAGUGAAUCGGACGUCACGCGAGGAGACAAUAUCCCCGGGGUGGAAAAUGAAAUCAACCCGCAGGCUACGAAGAAAGCGGAUAAUUUCGUGGUUUCUUCUCACAAUUUGAGAGGUGAAGAGAGUUUUAUCAAUCCUGAGGUUGCGACUAAGCCGUUGGAUGAUGUAUCGAUGGAGUACGACGACGAGGAAGAGGAAAACAACGCGGCAGCGACCAAAGUGGCGGAUCUGACGUCUUCAUCUUCGAAUCUUCAAAAACAACCGAUCCAAAAUGAAGUCUCCGCGACAAGCAACAACCGGCGGACGGUUCCCCGAAUCACCAUAGCGACCGAUGAUCCAAUUCUCCCCAUCGAAGCUUUCUUCCAAUCUAGUAGACCAAAUAAACAUGACCGUCAACACAGAUAGUACGGCGGUUUCCGUGUCGAUAUAUUUCAUUAAUUUUCAUUCGGCGUAAUUUUCUUCUUGUGAAACCUUACACUGGGGAGAGAAACACAUUGGAUCUAGAGUCCAGACUCUUAAAAACACCGAAAAAUAAAAGUACUCUUGAUUCAAUCAGAAUCCAGCUUAAAUCCAAAAACCAAGUCUCCUAAUUUUAGUGGAUUUCCUUUUGAUUCUAGCAAAAAUCCGAUUGAAUCAAGAGUGUUUUUUCUUGUCAAUGUUUUCAAGAGUUUGGACUCUAUAUCCAAUGUGGUUUUUUUGCCAGUGUAAUGAGGUGAAACUUUGAGGGAGCGAGGGGUACAGCAAUCUCGGUGGCCAAAAAUUGGUUGAACUUGGAUUUAGACUUAGAGUCCACGCCAAAUUAGUUUAUGCACCUCUAAACUGCGACCGAAGAUUCGCCUUCUUGAUGGCGAAAUCACUACUUCAUUUCAUAAUAAUUUCAUUAACUUUCAAUGCUCUCCUGAUCCUUUGUCGCAGUUUAGAAGUGCGUAAACUGGCGUGGACUCCAAUUUGACUUAGAUUCCAGGAGUCACCAAGUUGUUUAUACCGGGUUUUGGCCUAAAAAUAGGACUAUUCCAGGGAUAGCAUGACAACGUGUCUAUAUUCUGGGCUUAGGACCCCGCUUUAGUCUUCGUUUCAUAUUAAUCGUCUAAAGCCAAAAGUUCCUUAGGUUUCUAAAUUAGUGAAUGUUCUAUUUUUCGUUCCAAGAAUUUCCCUCAUGAACGGAGAGCCGCAGUAUUUUAUCAUGAUAGAAAUCUGAUGAAAAUUCAAAUCCAAAGAAAAUUAAAACGAAUUAAUUCAUCGGUUAGUAAAGUACCUGAAUAUCGGGUGUGGUAUUGAGGUUACACAUGUUGAGGCAACUUCCAUGAAUGCUGUUUUGGUGUUGCUCAGUAAUCGUUAUGCGGGUGCUUUUUUUACACUCAACAAAAAUAAGAGCUUUUAAUGUGCAGUGAAGCCCUUGCGCAUCCAUGAAACUAGUUUCCUGGGUUUUUUUGUAAUUCCACCCUCUUACUAAGACAGUCAUCCUUGAGAAGUGAGAAAAUUCUAAGGGAACUCUUCAGACUUCUCAAUGCAUUUUUGCCACACUCUCCAUCAAAAAAGAUGUGAUCAGCGGAAUUAGAUGGAAAUGAAUUGCCUGCAUGAGUUUAGUGUCGUUCCUCCGGGGAAAACAUGCGAAUAUCAUUAGUGCUUACAUGUAGUUUGAUUGGUAUUUGUCAACCUUGAAGUUUCGAGAAACACCUGUAUUUCAUUAUUAUACAAAGAAGCUCUUGCAUCAUUCUCACUUGAAGAUUCCUUGCGCAACGGAAUAAAAUUGAUCAGCAGUGUUUCAAUCGGAAGUCCCGUAUCGGGUCUGAUGGUAAAAGUAUCAUGUGCAAAGCCCCUUUGAAGACUAAAAUUUAAAAUACACAUUUAAAGUAUUGACUCCUGUAAGUAAUAACAUCGGAGGAUUGUCAUAAGCAACUAUGAAUUAGAAGAAUUCUGCACUGAACGAGCUUAUCAUAUUAUGAACGUAAUGGGUCUAAUAUUAUUUGGUCCUUAAUCUGAUUCAGUUUGGGUUUUAAAAAUAUUUUCCCAGUUUACGAAGUAUCUCUUAAAUACUCCCGUGUCCAUGGCGCGGCACCGUGUUGUCAUCAAGAGAUUUCAGAAUUUCAUCAUCUGAAAUGACAAAAUUGUCCUUGUCCUGGCCAGUAGUAGUAUUUUACACUGUGUAUUGUCUUCAUUUUUUUUCGACUGUGUAUUAUAUUAUCAAAAUUCAGACACGAAAUACUGGAAGGUAAUUGUUGUCGCUAACGACGAUUCCACUCUAGGUUACUUUAGGUUAUGGUUGUAAAUAUGUUUUUACGGAUUUAAAAUCCUGAUUUUUCCAAAACAGAAUGUCAAAUAUUUUCCUGUAGAUAUUAUUUAUUUAUUGAUGUACCUAUUGUAAUAAAUACCAAACCCUAA
Molecule: messenger RNA, 5641 nt
Organism: Bemisia tabaci
Lineage: Eukaryota; Metazoa; Arthropoda; Insecta; Hemiptera; Aleyrodidae
Source: RefSeq, a predicted model, not a curated record